Messenger RNA from Emys orbicularis (European pond turtle), 2697 nucleotides. It is a transcript of the gene ZBTB46, whose product is annotated as zinc finger and BTB domain containing 46. The record is from RefSeq and is a predicted model, not a curated record. NCBI's taxonomy places the organism in Eukaryota, Metazoa, Chordata, Testudines, Emydidae. The transcript has 6 exons. Gene Ontology annotation, biological process: regulation of transcription by RNA polymerase II. Bases 344 to 2116 code for a protein of 590 amino acids. Gene Ontology annotation, molecular function: RNA polymerase II cis-regulatory region sequence-specific DNA binding; protein binding; DNA-binding transcription factor activity, RNA polymerase II-specific.
AGGGAGAGGAGAGGAGACAAGGGGGCAUUUUAACAGCAGCUCCACUUGCAAAUAACAAGCCUGAAUUCUGGCUCCAGAAUUAAAAACCUUUCCACCCCCAAAAAAUCAGCAUCUGUGCAAGUUGGACCAAGAGUUUGUCAAGAGUGUGGUUCAAAACUGCUUGGAAAAAGGGAUGAGUUACAGGACAGUUGAUGAACCUUCCAAAGCCUAUUACCAGAAACGCUUUCCCUCCGUUCAUUAAAACAUGUAUGGUGUACCAUGACACCUCGUGGCAUUUAUCUUUACUAAAGAAAACAAUUUUCAACUAUUGAGUCUGUGGACGAGAAAACACAAAGAUUCCCAAAUGAAUAACCGAAAGGAAGAUAUGGAGAUUGCCUCCCAUUACCGUCAUCUGCUUCGUGAGCUCAAUGAGCAGAGACAGCAUGGCAUCCUCUGUGAUGUUUGCAUUAUAGUGGAGGGGAAGAUCUUUAAGGCUCACAAAAAUGUUCUGCUCGGGAGCAGCCGCUACUUCAAGACUCUUUACUGCCAGGUGCAGAAGACGUCUGACCAGGCCACAGUCACUCAUUUAGACAUUGUAACUGCACAGGGCUUUAAAGCCAUCAUUGACUUCAUGUAUUCUGCACACUUAGCAUUGACGAGCAGAAAUGUCAUUGAGGUGAUGUCAGCUGCUAGCUAUCUUCAAAUGACUGAUAUUGUACAAGCUUGUCACAAUUUCAUAAAAGCAGCUCUUGACAUAAGUAUAAAGUCUGAUGCCUCAGAUGAUCUUGUUGAUUAUGAACUUGGGGCUGCUUCCAGCAGUAGUACAGAUGCUUUGAUUUCAGCAGUGGUGGCUGGUAGGAGUAUUUCUCCGUGGUUAGCUCGACGAACAAGUCCAGCGAACUCUUCUGGAGAUUCGGCCAUUGCUAGCUGUCAUGAAGGAGGGAGCAGUUAUGGAAAAGAGGAUCAGGAACCAAAAACAGAUAGCCACGAUGACAUUUCAUCCCAGUCUCUUUGGUCCAGUGACAUGGUCUAUGGGUCUUUGCGUAUCAAAGAGGAGCAAAUUUCACCAUCUCACUAUGGAGGGAAUGAAUUGCGUUCUGCCAAGGAUAGUGCAAUACAGAACACUUUCUCAGAACAAGGAGCAGGGGAUGGCUGGCAACCCACUGGACGCAGAAAGAAUAGAAAAAAUAAAGAAACUGUGCGUCAUAUUACACAGCAAGUAGAGACUGACAGCCGGGCAAGCUCUCCAGUGCCAUCUUUUUUAUCUGCCUCAGGAUGGGCGUACAACAGUCGUGACUCAAGUGCUGAUGUGACAGAACCCAGCAAUUCAGGAGUGGAGAGAUCAGACCUUUACACAAAUGUUGAUGAAGCACUCCUAGGAGGUGAUGCUAGCUACCUAUCUCAGCCUCUUACCCCGGAGAAGGAUGAUGCACUUCAGGCUGCGACAGUUGCUAACCUGCGCGCAGCCCUCAUGAGUAAGAACAGCUUGUUAUCUUUGAAAGCUGACAUGCUGGGAGAGGACAGUUCUCUGCUAUUCGAGUACUUACCCAAAGGCACACAUUCUUUAUCUCUAAACGAAUUCACAGUCAUCAGAAAAAAAUUCAAGUGCCCAUACUGCAGUUUCUCAGCCAUGCAUCAGUGUAUCCUGAAGAGACACAUGCGAUCCCAUACAGGAGAAAGACCCUAUCCUUGUGAAAUCUGUGGGAAAAAAUUCACACGCAGGGAGCACAUGAAACGGCACACCUUGGUCCACAGCAAAGAUAAAAAAUAUGUAUGCAAAGUGUGCAACAGAGUGUUCAUGUCUGCUGCCAGUGUGGGAAUUAAGCAUGGUUCCCGACGCCAUGGAGUUUGUGUUGAUUGCUCUGGUCGAGGCAUAACAGGCCACUUAGAUCAGAAUGGAGGAGAAGGAUCUCCAGAUGAAUUGUAUCCUGGUGAAGGCCAGUACAUGGAGGAUCCAGAUGACAUGAAGGUGGAGGGAGAUGAAGAGAUGGGGGAUGAUGAUGAUAUAAAAUGGAAAGAUGAUGUAGGAAUUUCACAAGAUGAUGUGAUUCUAGAAGAUGACAAAGAAGAUGUCGACUCUCCACAGGAGCAAGAGAACUCUGGAGAGAAUGACAAGGAUUUUACUUGGAUUUCUUAGGGAAAUGGGGAAGGUUUUGUUUGUAGGGGGAGGGAGGGAAGACAGAGUGUGCUGGGAAAAACUAAGUAGCCUUGUUGUCGUCCAUGUGUGCAAAAGAGUUGUUUGUGGGGUUUUUUUAAACAAACAAGUCCUUUCUCUGUACCAUUCAGAUACUGUAUUAGUAAGUGUCACUUUUAGUGGCAUCAGUUACAUCCCUUCCCCUUCUCCCCCAUGGAAAAAUACGAUUGUCUGUCUUUGCCUCUCUGUGGGAGCAAAUCAGAUUGCAUGCAAGUGACUUAAAGUUUCUGAAGAUGUGAGCACUGUGAGGGGGGAGAGACUAGGAGACAGUGUAAAGCAUGUGUUCCUUUUAUAAACCUUCCCCACCCUGAAUUAAAUACCAGGGAGGUUUUGCGUCCCAAACCAUUUUUUUUUUUAAGUUUUGUUUGUUCUAAAUUCACAGCAGCAGUAGACUUACUUACAGACUAGUAUCAUGUAAAUAAACUGACCUGUGUGUUUGAGGGCUUCUCCAUAUAACCCAAGCCUUUCACAAAGAAUUAAUUUAAAUAUUUAAUUUUUUUAAUUUAUGUCUUUUUUUUUUUUUU